AGCCGGGCCCGAGGCGAGCGCCGAGCUGCUGCGAGCCUUCCUGCGCCGCCGCCACCGCCUCCUCGACACCGCCUUCAUGUACGCGGGCGGCGAGUCCGAGCGCAUCCUGGGCGCGCUGCUGGCCGGCGGCACCGAGCCCGUGGAAGUGGCCACCAAGGCCAACCCGUGGGAUGGGAAGACGCUGAAGGCGGAGAGCGUGCGCUCGCAGCUGGACACGUCCCUGCAGAGGCUGCAGAGGACGAGUGUGGAGCUCUUCUACCUGCACGCUCCUGACCACGGGACCCCGGUGGAGGAGACCCUGCGUGCCUGCAAUGAGCUGCACAAAGAGGGGAAGUUUAAAGAGCUUGGCCUGUCAAACUAUGCUGCAUGGGAGGUGGCAGAAAUCUGCACCAUCUGCAAGUACAACAAAUGGGUGAUGCCAACUGUGUACCAGGGAAUGUACAACGCGACCACUCGCCAGGUGGAGGCCGAGCUGUUCCCCUGCCUGAGGCACUUCGGGCUGCGCUUCUACGCCUACAACCCUCUGGCAGGGGGGCUGCUGACCGGCAAGUACAAGUACGAGGACAAAGACACGCGCCAGCCCACUGGGAGAUUUUUUGGGAAUGACUGGGCUCAGGCCUACAGGGACAGGUACUGGAAAAAACACAAUUUUGAGGGAAUUGCACUGGUAGAAAAAGCUCUGAAAGAGGCUUAUGGCUCCACUGCACCCAGCCUGGCAUCUGCUGCACUGCGCUGGCUCUACAACCACUCCAAGCUGCAGGGUUCUUUUGGAGAUGCGGUGAUCAUUGGGAUGUCCAACCUGGAGCAGCUGGAGCAGAACCUGGACUACAGCGAGGAGGGUCCCCUGCUGCCGGCCGUGGUGCAGGCGUUUGACGAGGCCUGGAACCUGAGCGCACACGACUGCCCCAACUACUUCCGCUAGGGAGCGCUGGGCCAGCGGCCCAGCCGCGCAGAGGUACCGCCCUCCCUGCCCUCCCCGCCACGCCUGGAGGGCUGCGGCUUUCUCCUGAAUCAAUGAAGCUUUGUAGGAUCCACACCCGUGUGCCUUGGUCCUCUCUCCUGGCCCCUCACCUCCUCGAGCACACCCUGUGAUUCAGGAUGCAGCUGAUCACGAAAAUGAACACGUUAACGAGGUGAAGGCCCCUGUUGUGCUUUAAUGUGAAAUCUUAAAUAAUUACAUACAAGAAUAAAACCUCUUUCUAGUGCAGACCCCAUGUCUGACCUCGGCCUGGAAUCUGGCAUCUCUUUGGCAGCACUUGGGGACUCGGAAUCACAGAAUUUCAGGAUCUUUUGGGCUGGAAGGUGCUUAAAUCUCAUCUUGUUCCACCCCCUGCCAUGGGCAGGGACAUCUUCUACUAUCCCAGGGUGCUC
Molecule: messenger RNA, 1371 nt
Organism: Ficedula albicollis (Collared flycatcher)
Lineage: Eukaryota; Metazoa; Chordata; Aves; Passeriformes; Muscicapidae
Gene: AKR7A2
Product: aldo-keto reductase family 7, member A2
Exons: 7
Coding region: 77-922 (281 amino acids)
Source: RefSeq, a predicted model, not a curated record